ACAGUUUCUGUGGGAAUUGGUGCAGCAAGAUUGCUUAAUAUUUUGCCGAGUAAAAAGUAAGGUUAAAGUAUAAACCCGGCGGGAAGUUUAUUUACCAAAAUUCCAAUGCAAUGGAAAGCAUCGAGGAAAGUGAGGGAUUCUACUUUGAAUCUGACCAAAUAGCUCUGAAAAAUAACCAGGAUUAUCAAGCUCUCAUGAAAACAAUAGCAAUUUUGCAAGUACAACGAACACAAGCAUUGAAAAAUAUUGAUAAGAUUGCAAAUAUUCAAGCGGAAGUACUGGAAAAUCCCAAUGAAUUUAUAGAUAAAUUGGCUAGAGGGGAAGAUUUGGGAUUUCCCCCAAGAAUAGAAAUACCUGGAAUACCUCAGAUUGACUUCACAAAAUACGGUGUUCAGCCGUCUAUCAAUAAUUCUUCUGAAAUUCGAAGAAAUUCAGAAAAUGUGGAAAAUGAAGAUGAUUCCGGACUCAAUGCCUUGAAAUCCAAUUCUACACGCCAUUGGACUGUGGAGGAACAGAAGAGAUUGGAAGAACUGCUAAUAGAGUAUCCUCCGGAACCCGUAGAGAAGAGAAGAUUUGAGAAAAUUGCUCGAGCCCUCGGGAAUCGAACAUACCUUCAAGUUGCAAGUCGAUGCCAGAAGUACUUCAAGAAACUCCAAAUGGCAGGCCUUCCAAUUCCUGGGCGUCAUCCAAAGGGUAAUCUGAUGUCGAGACAACAACAUAAACUACGGUGUUUCAGCGGAAAAAAGUCCACAUUCUUCCCAGAUCUCGAUGUUCCUGUGAGAAUGAGUGAGGAAGAAGAUGAAUUUUGGCUCCAUCAGCCAUCUACAUCUAAAUCACCCCAGGACGAUGACUCAUCCUCACGUGGAGACGAUAAAUACAUAGUAGUGGAUGACACAGACGAUGAGGAAGAUACUGAGAAUCCCAAGGAAGCAAUUUUGAAGUUAGCUAAGAAAAUACGUGCUGAGAAGGAAAGAGAAUUGGAGUAUCGCCCAAAGAGUCUUCACAUUGGAUAUAGAUGCGAUAUUUGUAGCAUGGAGCCUAUCAAUGGAACACGAUGGCAUUGCAAAGUCUGCGAGAAAUCUGUUGAUUACUGCACAGAUUGUCUUUUUGUCCAACUCAUUCAAUCGGAUCUUCAGCAUCCUCGCUCCCACAAGUUUAUUGCACUUCGCGUGAAUUAUAAUAUCAAUAAUUCCGAGAAUUGAAACAUGGUAUGGCUAAAAAGGUCUCUUUAUCAAAAAACUAAGAGGAGGGGAUACUUCAAAUACUGUCGCAUAUUUUUAAUUGUCUCAUUUACAGUCAUAAAUUUAGAAUGAUAAAAACGUUACAAUCGAAA
Molecule: messenger RNA, 1333 nt
Organism: Phlebotomus papatasi
Lineage: Eukaryota; Metazoa; Arthropoda; Insecta; Diptera; Psychodidae
Gene: Atac1
Product: ZZ-type zinc finger-containing protein 3
Exons: 2
Coding region: 111-1202 (363 amino acids)
Molecular function (GO): zinc ion binding
Source: RefSeq, a predicted model, not a curated record